Messenger RNA from Gymnogyps californianus (California condor), 2695 nucleotides. It is a transcript of the gene TGM2, whose product is annotated as transglutaminase 2. The record is from RefSeq and is a predicted model, not a curated record. Gene Ontology annotation, biological process: peptide cross-linking. NCBI's taxonomy places the organism in Eukaryota, Metazoa, Chordata, Aves, Accipitriformes, Cathartidae. Gene Ontology annotation, molecular function: protein-glutamine gamma-glutamyltransferase activity. Bases 261 to 2438 code for a protein of 725 amino acids. The transcript is spliced from 14 exons.
UUUGUUUUCCCUUUCUUUCCCUCCGCCAUCCCCGGCCGCGGGGGUGUGCGCGGCGGCGGCGGGCGCGGUAUAAAUGGAGCGAGCGGCGGGGCCGGGCGGCGGGCGGUGAGGGGCAGCUCCCCCAGGACCAGGACCAGGACCAGGACCAGGACCAGGACCAGGACCAGGACCAGGACCAGGACCAGGACCAGGACCAGGACCAGGACCAGGACCAGGACCAGGACCAGGACCAGGACCAGGACCCCCCGGUGCAGAGCACCAUGGCCGAAGAUCUGGUGCUGGAGACAUGGGACCUGCAGUGCGAGCACAAUGGCCGGGAGCACCGGACGGCGGAGAUGGGCUGCCAGCAGCUGGUGGUGCGGCGGGGGCAGCCCUUCACCAUCACCCUGCACUUCUCGGGCAGGGGCUACGAGGAGGGGGUGGACAAACUCGCCUUCAACGUCGAGACGGGGCCCUGCCCCAUCGAGACGUCGGGAACCAGGUCCCACUUUGCCGUGACCGACUUCCCAGAGGAAUCAGGCUGGAGCGCUGUGGUCCAGCAGCAGGACGGGGAGUCCCUCUCCGUCUCGCUCUGCUCCCCCACCACCGCCCGCAUUGGCCGCUAUAGCCUGACGCUGGAGACCUCCACCGGCUACCAGGGCACCAGCUGCCACAUCGGGGACUUCAUUCUGCUCUUUAAUGCCUGGCACCCAGAGGACACGGUUUUCCUCCGGGAUGAGGACGAGCGCUGCGAGUACGUGCUGUCGCAGCAGGGGCUCAUCUACCAGGGCGCCCGCGACUACAUCACCUCCACCCCCUGGAACUUCGGCCAGUUCGAGGAUGGCGUCUUGUCCAUCUGCCUCAAGCUGCUGGACACAAACCCCAAAUUCCUGAGGGACCAGAACCGGGAUUGCUCCCGCCGCAACGACCCUGUGUACAUCGGCAGGGUGGUGAGCGCCAUGGUAAAUUGUAACGACGAGGACCGGGGGGUGCUGGCGGGGCGGUGGGACAACCAUUACGAAGAUGGGAUGAGCCCGAUGGCCUGGAUCGGGAGCGUGGAUAUUCUCAAGAGGUGGAAGGAGUUUGGGUGCCAGCCAGUCAAGUACGGCCAGUGCUGGGUCUUCGCUGCCGUGGCGUGUACCGUCAUGCGGUGCCUGGGGAUCCCCAGCCGGGUGGUGACCAACUACCACUCGGCCCACGACACCAACGGCAACCUGGUCAUCGACCGGUACCUCAACGAGACCGGGGAGGAGGACCGGCGCUCCAGGGACAUGAUCUGGAACUUCCACUGCUGGAUGGAGUCCUGGAUGGCCCGUCCUGACCUGGCACCCGGCUACGAUGGGUGGCAGGUGCUGGACCCGACACCCCAGGAGAAGAGCGAAGGGGUUUUCUGCUGCGGGCCGGCCCCCGUCAGAGCCAUCAAGGAGGGCGACCUGCAGCUGAAGUACGACAUCCCCUUCGUCUUCGCGGAGGUGAACGCCGACGUGGUGUACUGGGUGGUGCAGCGUGACGGGUCGCAGAAGAAGAGCACCCACUCCUCGGUCGUGGGGAAGAACAUCAGCACCAAGAGCGUGGGCAGGGACAGCAGGGAGGACAUCACCCACACCUACAAGUACCCGGAGGGGUCUGAAAAGGAGAGAGAAGUGUUUGCGAAGGCAGAGCACGAGACGAGCUCUCUCAGGGAGGAGGACGAGGGGCUGCACCUCAAGAUCAAGCUGUCGGAGGGCGCAAACAACGGCUGCGACUUCGACGUCUUCGCCGUCAUCAGCAACAACACAGACGCAGAGCGCGUCUGCAGGCUCAUGCUGUGUGCUCGCACCGCCAGCUACAACGGCACCGUCGGGCCCCAGUGCGGCAUGAAGGACCUGCUGAAUGUCACCCUCGAGCCCGGGGCAGAGAAGAGCGUGCCCCUGCGCAUCCUGUACGAGCAGUACAGGGAGAGCCUGACCCAGGACAACCUCAUCAAGGUGGUGGCUCUCCUGACCGAGUACGAGACUGGCGACGUCAUUGUGGCCAUCAGGGAUGUCUACAUCCAGAAUCCAGAGAUCAAGAUCAGGAUUUUAGGGGAGCCGAUGCAGAAGCGGAAGCUGGUGGCGGAGAUCAGCCUGGUGAACCCCCUCGCAGCCCCCCUGAACAACUGCAUGUUCGUGGUGGAGGGCACCGGCCUCACUGACGGGCAGCAGGUCAAGGAGCUCGAGGAACCCGUGGAGCCGCAGGCGGAGGCCAAGUUCAGGCUGGAUUUCGUGCCGAGCCAGGCAGGGCUGCACAAGCUGAUGGUGGACUUCGAGAGCGACAAGCUGACGGGGGUGAAGGGCUACCGCAACGUCAUCAUCGCGCCCCAGCCCAACACUGACAGCCCCGGGCCGCAGAGCAGAUUUCAUAAACCAAACAGCAGAACGACCUUCUCCAGCACUGAUCGCACCUCAGCCGUGCUCACGCGUGGCGUUGCAAUUCUCUGAAUGCAAUUCGGCAGAGAAAAGAUUGUAUACUGUGAGCACAAAGCUGUUUAUAUGCUAUAUACAUACAUAACAAAUCUAUUUAUAGCUAUAUAAAUACAUACUGCAUAUAACCCUACUGCAUAGGUAAAGCAGAGUAUUCGCUUUAAUAACCAUUCCUGUCACUGCAAACACUGUGCAGUGAGGGAUGGGGCGUUACCUUGACAUGAAUUAACUAUGCAAGCACUGAAUAAAAACUCUAUUUUUCACUUUUAAAGCCA